Messenger RNA from Maylandia zebra (zebra mbuna), 2864 nucleotides. The record is from RefSeq and is a predicted model, not a curated record. NCBI's taxonomy places the organism in Eukaryota, Metazoa, Chordata, Actinopteri, Cichliformes, Cichlidae.
UUGAAUUAAAUUGGUGUAAAUUUUAAAAUAAAAAAUGAUUUAAUUAAUAAUCUCAAAGCAGGAACAAUUACUUAAUGAUGAAUACUGUGAAAUGUUUCUGGAUAACUUCAGAAUUAGGUUGUAGUGCAGGGAGAGACUUGGCUAAGAAACCAACUGAGAAGCUGGGAAAAUAAUAUUUAUUUGAUGAUGAAAGCAUAGAAAUUAACUGAGAAACUAAGACCAGAUUCAAGCUGGGGUCAUUGUAUGUCAUGCUGGAUUCUCAACUCGCUGGCCAAACAAGAAAAACAGACAUGUUACCCAGAAUUGGAAAUGUUUACACAUUUCAAUGUAAUUAAAGUCGCAAACCCUGUGCCUACUCCUUUGCUAAUCUCUCUAGGAGAUAUCGUUCUUUAGUUUGGACAAUAACACGCCAGCAAAACUCUAAUGCAUAGUAGAAUUAGAUAAAUCUCACUGCAAUUAGUAUGGAUCACGUCAUCAGAGCGAUAAACAUGUUAAGUAAAACACAAGAAAAGUACUGAAGAGAGUAAUGCUUGCACACUUCCACAAAGCUGUGAGAGAAGAAUUACAGCAGCCUGUGUCAGGGACAUUAUCAGCUUCUGCAGGGCCUCCUUGGUUUUUGUAGAAAAAAGGUGGGUCUCAAACAACUGCUGAGCAUGCGCAGGAGUAAUAGCCCCGUAGAAAUAUUCACAAGACUCAUAUGUUAAAAGUCGAUUAGAGACAAACUAGACCGGACGGCAACCGUGGAAAGUGAGAAAAUAAUUAUUGGGGGGAUAAUGGAGAACUUCGUUAUUACAGGGAAGUAUUAAAACAGAUCAAAACGAAAGUUGAUUUACAAACCAAGGACACCCUAAAGCGGAUCAUUUCAUGCAGCAGAAAUAGCAGACACAUUAGAAAUCGUUGAUGGUUAAAGUAUUUUAUUCAGACUUACGCAAAACCAAAAACGUUUUAAAAGCGUCUGACCCUUUUUACACCUUAUUACGUAAACACAUUUUUGUCUCAUACGCUCUCCUCCCACCACAUGACGUCUUCUUAGGUUCGCUGGUUUUCCAGCCUUCAGCUACACCUGCGCUUUUGUCGGAACGAGGUCAAAAAUGUUUUUCACGCUGUUUUCAGCAACCACCUGGACUUUGCUUGCCCUCCUUUUCACGUUGAUAUUACUGUACGGAUUAUGGCCAUAUCGGUUAUUCAAAAAGCUGGGGAUACCUGGACCGAGACCCCUGCCUUUUAUUGGAACGAUGCUGGGCAUGAAGAAGGGAUUUCUUGCUUUUGACCUAGAGUGCCAUGCCAAGUAUGGGGACGUCUGGGGGUUGUACGAUGGACGAACGCCAGUGUUGAUGAUUGCUGACCCUGAGAUUGUUAAAACUGUGAUGGUGAAGGAGUGCUACUCUGCAUUUACCAACCGCAGGGAUACCAGUUUUGUCAGUGGACCUAUGGAUGACGCCAUUACAGUAGUCAAAGAUGAAAGGUGGAAACGAAUUCGCAACAGCCUGUCUCCAUGCUUCACAAGUGGAAGACUGAAACAGGUUUUUCCCCUCGUUGCUCGCUAUGCAGAACGACUUGUUGCAAAACUUGAGGAAGCAAAUUUGGAUGAACCCAUCACUGUCAAACAGUUUGUGGCUCCUUACAGUUUAGACACUGUGACCAGUGCUUCUUUCAGUGUGGAGACAGACUCCAUAAACAAUCCAAAUGAUCCAGUUAAUGUUCAAGUCCAGAAACUACUUAAGAUGAAAAUUUGGCUUUUAUUCUUACUAAUGGCAUUUCCCUUUGGUGGACGUCUGGCAGAGCUCCUGAAAAUUGAUAUUGUGCCCAAGGACAGCAUUGACUUUUUCUACAACAUCAUCAAGAGAUUUAAAGAUCAGCAUCAUGAAGAGAAAUCUGACCGAGCAGACUUUCUGCAGGUGUUGAUUCAGAGUGAGAUCCCAGAAAAGACGUAUAAGGAUUAUGAAGAACAGCCAAGUAAAGGUUUGACUGAACAUGAGAUGCUUUCCCAGGCCUUGAUCUUCAUCUUUGGAGGCUACGAGACCACCAGUACCACUCUAACUAACAUCCUUUAUAAUCUGGCCACCAACCCUGAUGCGUUGCAGACCUUGCACAAAGAAAUUGAUGCUAACCUGAAGGAAGAUGCACCCAUUUCAUACGAGGAGCUGACUGGUCUACAGUACCUGGACCAAGUUAUACUUGAAUCAAUGCGUUUGAUUCCCACUGCCCCUCGAAUUGACAGGACAUGCAAAAAAACUGUGCAGGUGCAUGGCCUCACCAUCCCCGAGGGAACCAUAGUUGGGGUUCCUGCGUGGGUGUUGCACAAAGACCCACGCUACUGGAACUCACCUGAGCUUUUUAGACCAGAGAGGUUCAGUAAAGACAACAUGGAAGAGGUGAACCCAUAUGCGUUCAUGCCAUUUGGACUCGGCCCUCGUAACUGCGUUGGGAUGCGCUACGCCAUCCUUGUUAUGAAAAUGGUUAUUGUCCGUCUCUUGCAGAAGUACACUUUGGAAACAUGCAAAGAGACCAUGAUUCCACUUCAGUUUGACUGGAAGUUUCAGCCAGUUCAGCCUGUAAAACUCAAGUUUGUUCCCAGAAAUCAGUAGUCUAAGAGGGAGCUGCUAGCAUGAUGACGUUCAUUGUGCAUUUUUUUUCUACUGCUAAAUUUAAAAGGUUAUCAAGUCAGUGCAGUGUAAACACUUGAAUUUUCUUGCAGCAUUAAUAAAUUUUAAUGACUUUGGAUUUGUGCAAACAUUAUUUUGUGACACUUCUGCUUUAAAUUUGCUUUUCAUCAUUGUUUGAUUACUUUUGAUUUCUCUUUGUGUAUGCGUUUCAUGGGUUAAUAAGUACAAAGUAAAUAAAUAUAAAAUAAAUACAGUCUA